This is a messenger RNA of Lingula anatina, 1363 nucleotides long. RefSeq names its product glycine receptor subunit alphaZ1-like. Gene Ontology annotation, biological process: monoatomic ion transmembrane transport. Lineage: Eukaryota; Metazoa; Brachiopoda; Lingulata; Lingulida; Lingulidae. The record is from RefSeq and is a predicted model, not a curated record. Gene Ontology annotation, molecular function: extracellular ligand-gated monoatomic ion channel activity; transmembrane signaling receptor activity. Gene Ontology annotation, cellular component: membrane.
CUCACUGCGACCCAUAUUUGAUUUCUGCAAAAGAGGUAGGGUAUCUGAAGCAACUAGAUGCUGACUGCUGCAAGUAAAAGCCAAUUCAGUUAAGACUGGAGUAAUCAUGUAUGCAACGAGCUUACUGUCCUUGGUGUUUUUUGCUCUGCAGCAAGAGAGCUUUUGCCAAGACAACGAAAUUGUUCACGACUCUGCUGCUGAGCGUUUUCUGGAAGAACUUGAUAAAAAAUCGUACAACAAAAAAAUUCGACCAAAUGUACAUUCAGAUAAACCUGUGAACAUAUCCAUCGCACUUUAUAUCAACACGAUCAGUGACGUCAAUGAUGCAAAUAUGGACUUCUCAGUGGAUCUAGUUCUUCACCAAAUGUGGCAUGAUCCUAGGCUGGCCUUUAAUAGUUCCUCCUCCGACAAUUCUGACACUAUCAUUUUAGACGAUGACAGUAUGAUCUGGCAUUCUUUCCUCUACUUUCGUAAUGAGAAGGAGGGAAAACAACAAUCGAUUACCAAACCGAACGUUGCUGUCAGGAUUAGCUCGAGGGGAAACGUGCUUUACUCGCAAAGGCUUGCUCUGGUGUUGGCAUGUCACUAUGAUUUCUCUGUGUUUCCCAUGGACAACCAAACAUGUAAAAUACAAAUGGAAAAUUUCGCCUAUCCAGUUGAUCACGUGAUAUUCACCUGGGCAAACAAUCCAAUACUUGUCAGUACUCAAGAUACAUACCUACCGGAGUUUGAACUAACUGGGGUCAAUGCAAAGGAAUGCAAAGCUGUGUACCCAAUAGGUACUUACGCCUGCUUGUAUGCCACAGUGGAGAUUCAGCGCGACAUACGUUUUUUUCUUCUCAACAUCUACGUUCCUAGCAUUGUCGUCGUCAUGUUGUCCUUCCUCAGCUUUUGGAUCGACCCAAACUCUACCCCUGCCCGGGUAGCCAUCUGCGUCAUCACGGUUUUGACGAUCGUCACCCAGAUAGUGUCUCUGCAGUCUCGCUUGCCCAGAGUCUCGUACGUGAAAGCCAUGGACACGUGGCUUUGUGCCUGCCUUUGUUUCUCAAUGGGAUCUAUGUUGGAAUAUGCCCUCGUCAGCGUGCUUUUGCAGAAAAAGAUCUUGCAACCACAAGAGCGGAAAAAAGAAAAUUCAUCUAAGCACAAAGAAACCCACGAAGUGAAUUACGCACUGAACAGCAUGUCUUCUUUGGACAAGCAAAAACAAACAGUUUGCUGUGCAGCAAAGAGGAAGCUGACGGCACAACACGUGGAUAAAGUUUCUAAGGGUCUCUUCCCUAUCUUGUUCCUAAUCUUCAACUUGUUAUACUGGGGUGCUUACAUGGUGUUCAAAAUACAUCCUCCUCACGAAGACGAAAAAUAA